This is a messenger RNA of Perca fluviatilis (European perch), 1137 nucleotides long. RefSeq names its product BRCA1-A complex subunit Abraxas 1-like. The transcript has 4 exons. Gene Ontology annotation, molecular function: microtubule binding; polyubiquitin modification-dependent protein binding. Gene Ontology annotation, cellular component: nucleus. NCBI's taxonomy places the organism in Eukaryota, Metazoa, Chordata, Actinopteri, Perciformes, Percidae. Gene Ontology annotation, biological process: protein K63-linked deubiquitination; attachment of spindle microtubules to kinetochore; mitotic spindle assembly. The coding region runs from base 384 to 830 and encodes 148 amino acids. The record is from RefSeq and is a predicted model, not a curated record.
UGAACGUCCCCGUGUUGGUCUCUAACCUGUAUAUGUGUGUGUGUUUCAGGCAGUUUGUGAACGUCCCCGUGUUGGUCUCUAACCUGUAUAUGUGUGUGUUUCAGGCAGUUUGUGAACGUCCCCGUGUUGGUCUCUAACCUGUAUAUGUGUGUGUGUUUCAGGCAGUUUGUGAACGUGCCCGUGUUGGUCUCUAACCUGUAUGUGUGUGUGUGUUUCAGGCAGUUUGUGAACGUGCCCGUGGCGGUCACUAACCUGUAUGUGUGUGUGUGUGUUUCAGGCAGUUUGUGAACGUGCCCGUGGCGGUCACUAACCUGGGGCUGCUGGAGCAACUGGCCUACUGGAAGGUUUCGGCUCCGUGCUCGGCGGCCGGUUAUCACCUCACCAUGAAGAAACACAGCUCCAGGUUCUUCUCGGCCAAUGGGCUGCUGAGGGAGGUCAACGACAUCAACACCAUGAACGACUCUCUGCAGACAGAGCUGCAGACAGCCUGCAGGGAGCUGGAGGAGAGUGAGCGUCUGGUGGAGACCCUGCAGGCCGAGGCCUCAGCUCUCAGGACCAGACUCAGAGAGAAGCAGCGCGGAGCAGCCGCAGACCCUGACCCCCCCCAGCAGCAGCAGCAGCAGAAGAAGAACGAGCGUCUCCACGACGCCGUCAGCGUCCUAUUGGCCGUCUCUCCUCUGUUCCACUCGCAGACUUUAACCCUCGAUGCGUUUCCUGUUCCUGUUUCCUGCUGCCGCGUCUCCACGGAAACGGCGGCGCCGCCUGGCAGGAAGAGGCCGAGAGGAACGCCGGAGGGGAGAGACGGGAAACGCAGGAAGAGCAACUCCUGACGGAAAUACUGACCAAUCAGAGGCCAGAGGCUAGUUCACCAGAGCCACUGACCAAUCAGAGGCCAGAGGCUAGUUCACCAGAGCCACUGACCAAUCAGAGGACAGAGGCUAGUUCACCAGAGCCACUGACCAAUCAGAGGACAGAGGCUAGUUCACCGCUGGCCAUGGCGCCUUGUGUUAGAUGGGUUUUUCCCUUUCUUUUACUUUUACACACACACAGAUACACACACACACACACACACACACACACAGAGACACACACACACAGAGACACACACACACACAGAGACAAACACACACACAGACA